Messenger RNA from Solanum verrucosum, 1125 nucleotides. RefSeq lists its product as uncharacterized. Lineage: Eukaryota; Viridiplantae; Streptophyta; Magnoliopsida; Solanales; Solanaceae. The transcript is spliced from 6 exons. The coding region runs from base 1 to 1125 and encodes 374 amino acids. The record is from RefSeq and is a predicted model, not a curated record.
AUGAUGAGAACAUUUUGGUCGAGAGCUCCUCAAGCUCUGGUUGACCCUUUGGUCGAGCAAGUGACUAAUGCGGAGUUUAGGACUGCUUUUCAAGUUUUGGCUCAAGCCGUGAUGGCCCAAGCCAAUAGGGAGGUUAUGGCCCCCGUGAACCCAAAUGGCAAGGAUGAGCAAGUUCGUUUCGGGUGUGUCCGAAUUGGUGGUGAAAGAAGGUAUGCUCCUUCUAUAGUUUCCGACGCUAGGGCAAGGAUGAGCAAGUUCAUUUCGGGUGUGUCCGAAUUGGUGGUGAAAGAAUGUCAUACAACUAUGCUUGUCCAUGACAUGGAUAUUUCUCAUCUCAUGGUUCAUGCCCAAAAGAUUGAAGAGAAGAAACUUAAGCAGAGAUCUAGGGAGACAAGAGGGCUAGAACCGGUGAUGGUUUCAACAAAGGUUUUUCGGCAAAGUUCCUCAAAUGCUCCUAAGUUCAACAAAGAGAGGGUGUCUAACCCUAAAUCUCAAGGAGGUGAUAGUGGGUCUUUAUUGCCUACUUGCGCUAAGUGUGGAAUAAAGCAUGAAGGUAAAUGUCUAGCGGGUUCCAGUGCUUGUUUUGGUUGUGGUAAGAUGGACCAAAAGAUCAGUUAUUGUCCUUCAGUUGCUAAGAAUGAGGGAGAUAGUCGUAGGGCUCAACCCAAUCCUUCAUCCUAUCCAAGUGGUCUGGGUUCUAAUGUUCCCAAGCAAAAUAGGUUAUAUGCACUUCAGACUCGUGGUGAGCAAGAAGGUUUUCCCGAUGUGGUUACCGUUAGGGUGAGGGAUAUGGAUUCUGAAACCCGUACUCUUGAGUCGGUCCCCGUUGUUAAUGAGUUUCUGGAAGUGUUCCCAGAUGAUUUACCUAGUAUUCCUCCUGAAAGAAAGGCAAAUGUGGUGGAGGAUGCUCUUAACCGACUAUCAAUGGGUAGUGUUGCCCAUAUAGAAGAGGAAUCAUCUUUUGUGACGGAUGUGAAAGCUAAGAAAUGUCUUGAUCUGACCUUAGUAGAAUUGAAAGAAGCAGUGCUUAGAAAGUCCGCAGAGGCUUUCUCUCAAGGUGGAGAUGGUGUGCUUCGUUAUCAAGGUCAUUUGUGCGUCCCUGAUGUAGAUGACUUUAGGGAAUAA